AUGAUGAGCGCCGCCUUCUCGUCCUCCUUCAUCGAUCAGCGUCCGUCAGCGUUCGGCGGCGCUCUGCAGCGUUUCACUCUGCCUCCCUCUGCUGGUCGCUGUGAGGAGCGCAGCGUCCCCUUCAUCUUCUACCCCCCGAGCAUGGGGGCCCCUCUGAGGGGCCCCGGCCUCCUGCCCUACCUGGCCCCUUUUCACCAUCACGGACACUUCAGCGUGUACGAGUGUCCCUUUGAGCCGGCGUUCAUCCAGAAGAGGAACGAGCGCGAGCGUCAGCGGGUGAAAUGUGUGAAUCAGGGUUACGCCAAGCUGAGGGAGCACCUGCCGGGUCAGAGCGCCGACCGCCGGCUCAGCAAGGUGGAGACUCUACGCGCCGCCAUCAGGUACAUCAAAUACCUGCAGGGCCUGGUGGAGACCCCCACCUCAGAGGCUCCAGCAGCAGACUGUGGAGGAGAACCUCCACCUGCAGGAGGCGUUGAGGAGCUCACAUGUCUGACAUGA
Messenger RNA from Scomber japonicus (chub mackerel), 498 nucleotides. RefSeq names its product achaete-scute homolog 5. The transcript has a single exon. Gene Ontology annotation, biological process: developmental process; regulation of transcription by RNA polymerase II. Bases 1 to 498 code for a protein of 165 amino acids. The record is from RefSeq and is a predicted model, not a curated record. Gene Ontology annotation, molecular function: RNA polymerase II transcription regulatory region sequence-specific DNA binding; DNA-binding transcription factor activity, RNA polymerase II-specific; protein dimerization activity. Lineage: Eukaryota; Metazoa; Chordata; Actinopteri; Scombriformes; Scombridae.